AUGGAGAUGUUCCGACGCCUACCAUUUGGUCUAACCCUUAGUCCUGCAAUAUUAUCAAUGUUUAUUCGUCACCACGUUUUGAAUUACAAGAAUGUCGAUCCAGAAAUAGUCUCCUUAUUAAUCGAGUCGUUAUAUGUUGACGAUUUCGCUAGUGGAGCUUCUAAUGAGGAGGAAGCUCUAUACAUCUAUCAUAGAUCUCGAAAAUUAAUGAGCGAGGGAGGGUUCAAGCUUCGAAAAUGGCAUUCAAACUCGCAAAAUGUCCGAAAUGUUAUCGCGAAUGAUGAAGAUCGACCGUUUGUUAAGUUGGGAAAUGAAAAGGGGUCAUCAAAUGUUAAACAUAUACCAAGUACGAUGGUGGAAGACAAGUUAGUAAAACCUCCUUUGCCUCAUACAGAGCCAAAACCUAAGUCCACAUCUCAAUAUAACCGUUUUAAAAUUCUAGGAAUCAGCUGGGAUGAGAACAGCGACGAACUUUGUUAUGAUCUUGAAAAGCUAAUGUUUCAAACCUUCUGCUCUUCUGGCAGUAAUUGGGGUGAAGAUCUGUUUGGCAAGGCCUUAUCACGUUGGAAUUCUCUCGUUCACGAUUUAAUGGCAUUAAGUGACAUACGAGUACCACGUUGUUACUUCCAUGGUGGAUACGAUUCAUCUCCAAUUCAUCAGAUACAUGGAUUAUGCGAUGCAUCGGAAUUUGCCUUUGCCGUAGUUGUAUAUCUACGAACGGAACAUAAAAACGGUGAAAUUGAAGUGAAUCUAAAAGCAGCCAAGACAAAAGUCGCUCCUAUCAAACGACAGACCAUAGCAAGACUUGAAUUGUUAGGCGCAAAUACCUUAGCAAGAUUAGUCGAUUCGAUUAACUGCGUAAAUGAAAUCAGAAAGUUAACUAGUGGUUAUAAAUGGAGACACUGCCCUGGGGUAAUAAACUCUGCCGACUUGCCUUCUCGUUGGUACUCCGGAAGGGAACUUGUGCGAUCUAGAAUCUGGUGGAAUGGUCCGCAGUUUCUCCAAGAUACUGAAGUAAAAUGGCCCGAAGAUCUUCAACCUACAAAAUUGGAUGAGGACCAUUGCUACACAGAGACAACACAAAAUCCUCUUCAAAUAACACAUUCGUUGACGUUAACAUCGCUUCCUGACCGUAAUUCAAUCCACUUGGAGAAAAUUAUUGAUCAAGACAGAUAUGGUACAAAGAACAAACUACUUCGUGUCACAGCACAAAUUUUAAGGUUUAUCAAGAAAUCAAGAAAGCAACUAUGCUCUGUUACGUCUGAGUUAAAUGCUAAUGACCUAUUCAAAGCUGAGAGAUUAUGGAUCAGAAUUACAAUGUGUACGAGCCGGUCGUAA
Messenger RNA from Xenia sp. Carnegie-2017, 1338 nucleotides. RefSeq lists its product as uncharacterized. Bases 1 to 1338 code for a protein of 445 amino acids. The transcript has 3 exons. NCBI's taxonomy places the organism in Eukaryota, Metazoa, Cnidaria, Anthozoa, Malacalcyonacea, Xeniidae. The record is from RefSeq and is a predicted model, not a curated record.